Messenger RNA from Cavia porcellus (domestic guinea pig), 936 nucleotides. Its product is annotated as olfactory receptor 2W3-like. The coding region runs from base 1 to 936 and encodes 311 amino acids. Gene Ontology annotation, cellular component: plasma membrane. Gene Ontology annotation, biological process: G protein-coupled receptor signaling pathway; detection of chemical stimulus involved in sensory perception of smell. NCBI's taxonomy places the organism in Eukaryota, Metazoa, Chordata, Mammalia, Rodentia, Caviidae. Gene Ontology annotation, molecular function: olfactory receptor activity; G protein-coupled receptor activity. The transcript has a single exon. The record is from RefSeq and is a predicted model, not a curated record.
AUGGUUGAAAGCAAUAACAGCUCCCAAGAAACUUUCAUUCUGCUGGGCUUCUCUUCCCACCCCCACGUGGAGAGCAUCCUCUUCGUUGUCAUCCUGCUGGCCUAUCUCCUGACCUUGCUGGGCAACACCACCAUCAUCCUGGUGUCCCGGCUGGACCCCCACCUCCACACCCCCAUGUACUACUUCCUCACCCACCUGUCCUUCCUGGACCUCAGCUUCACAACCAGCUCCAUCCCUCAGCUGCUCUACAACCUGCAUGGCCCAGACAAGACCAUCAGCUUUGCAGGCUGUGCCCUCCAGCUCUUCCUGUUCCAGGCUCUGGGAGGUGUAGAGUGCCUGCUCCUAGCUGCCAUGGCCUAUGAUCGGCUCGUGGCCAUCUGCAAGCCUCUGCACUACAUGGUGAUCAUGGGCCCCAGGCUCUGCCUGCGCCUGGUCUUAAUGGUCUGGGGCUGUGGGGUGGCCAACUCCCUGGCCAUGUCUCCAGUGACCCUGCUUCUGCCGCGCUGUGGGCACCGCCAUGUGGACCACUACCUGUGUGAGAUGCCAGCCCUGAUCCGCAUGGCUUGCAUCAACACGGUGCCCAUAGAAGGUGCUGUGUUUGUCCUGGCUGUGGGCAUUGUGCUGUCACCCUUGCUUUUCAUUCUGGUCUCCUAUGGCUGCAUUGUGAGGGCUGUGAUGCAGAUGCGGUCAGCAUCAGGAAAGCAAAAGGCCUUCAACACAUGUGGCUCUCACCUCACAGUGGUGUCGCUCUUCUACGGAAACAUCAUCUACAUGUACAUGCAACCGGGGAACAGCUCCUCUCAGGACCAGGGCAAGUUCCUCACCCUCUUCUAUAACAUUGUCACCCCGCUCCUGAACCCCCUCAUCUACACCCUCAGGAACAAAGAGGUGAAGGGGGCGUUGAGGAGGCUAACUCUGGCAAAUCUAAAGAAAUAA